AUGGCUUUCUUUUGCUGUAUGGCGAGAGUGUCCUCUCUUGCCGGAAAGAAGAUCACCCAAAAUGGACUGGGUUUGAUGCGCCUCACAUGGGUCAAUAACCCUGUUCCCGAUGAACAAGCCUUCAAGGUCCUCAAGGCUGCUCUAUCGGCCGGCGCAACCGUGUGGAAUGCGGCGGACUUCUACGGGACGCCGGACAACAACUCGCUUCACCUCAUGAACCGCUACUUCACCGCGUACCCGGAAGACGCCGACAGGGUUGUUCUCGCCAUCAAGAGUGGUUUGGCGAGCAGAAGCCCCUUCACCCUGGACGGAUCCGCUUCCGGGAUUCGGAAGUUCACGGAGGAUGCAUUGACCGUGCUGGACGGAAAGAAAACGAUUGACAUCUUCGGGCUGGCGCGAGUUGACCCCGACGUACCCAUCGAGGAGAGCCUGAAGGCGCUCGCGGAGCUGCGCGAUGAAGGGAAGAUUGAUGGCAUCCACCUGACGGAGGUGAAGGCGGAGAUGAUCCGAAGGGCUGCGAGUGUCACGAAGAUCGACAUGGUGGAAGCAGAAGUUAGUCUCUGGGCGCGGGAUGUCUUCCACAACGGCGUUGCCGAGACAUGUGCGGAGCUGGGUAUUGUGCUUGUUGCGCACAGUCCCCUCGGAGCCGGGAUGUUGACUGGGGGGACCAUGAGCUUGAAUGAUCUUGGAGCCGAUAAUCCGACUUCGCACUUUCCACGGUUCCAGCCCGAGAACUUUUCCCGCAACGUGAAGUUAGUGGAGGCGCUGGAGGACUUUGCUACAGCCAAGGGAUGCACUACAGCUCAGCUGGCACUAUCAUGGGUCAAGGCCCAGAGCAAACGACUAGGAAUGCCCUUUGUGGUUCCUAUUGCGGGGGCACGGUCAGAAGCACGGGUGUUGGAGAACACGAUCGAUCCAGGCUUGACGGAAGAUGAGUUGAAGAGCAUAGAUGCCAUCCUUGACAGCUUCCCGGUUGCAGGCGAAAGAUUCCCUGCCGCUGCUGCGCGAUUCAAUGAGUACUAG
Molecule: messenger RNA, 1023 nt
Organism: Aspergillus clavatus NRRL 1
Lineage: Eukaryota; Fungi; Ascomycota; Eurotiomycetes; Eurotiales; Aspergillaceae
Product: aldo/keto reductase family protein
Exons: 3
Coding region: 1-1023 (340 amino acids)
Cellular component (GO): cytoplasm
Source: RefSeq, a predicted model, not a curated record